Molecule: messenger RNA, 3948 nt
Organism: Parascedosporium putredinis
Lineage: Eukaryota; Fungi; Ascomycota; Sordariomycetes; Microascales; Microascaceae
Source: the annotation of a GenBank genome assembly
AUGCUACACUCGGCCCCACGCGAACUGAAUUCCAAGGUUUUACAGGCGCUUCUCCACCCCGUCCUCCGGGGGCCAGCUGAUUUGGGCGCCAAGAUGCUAUCCGUUCUCUUUGUAUCCUUGGCCACCGUGGCCACGGCUCUUCCCCAUGGCUCGGUCAAACGCCAGGUGACAGAGCUCGAGGGCAGCUAUGAUUUCGUGAUUGCUGGAGGUGGUACCGCGGGCUUGACGAUCGCCGAUCGACUGACAGAGGCCUUCCCCGAUAAGACUGUUCUCGUCGUCGAGUACGGGGAGAUCGACGCCUCCCGCUGGGCUUUCGAAUCGCUUCCCAAUCCAGAAGUCCUGGACAGGAAAACGGCCGUGAUGGCUGGCCAGGUUGUCGGCGGGAGCAGCGCCGUAAACGGCAUGUUCUUCGACAGACCCUCGCGCUGGGACUUUGAGGUGUGGGAUCAGCUGCAGGCCUCUGACGACAACGACGGUUCUAUACGGUGGAAUUGGGAUGGAAUAUACCCAUUCUUUAAAAAGGCCGUUACCUUUACUGAGCCGACGGAUCCCGUCGUCGAGGAACGUGGAUACACAUGGGAUCUCGAUGUCUACGGUGGCUCUACGCCAAUCUACUCCAGCUUCCCGCCAUUCCUCUGGGGCGACCACAACGUCGCUCGCAAUACCUGGAUCGACAUGGGCGUGCCCGAACUUCAGGAAUGCGCCGGCGGCGACAAGAGCGGCGUGUGCUGGAUCCCCAUCUCCGAGCAUCCCGAGACGGCCCGGCGAUCCCACGCCGGCCUGGGACAUUACGCCGCGGUGAACGAAACUCGGGCCAAUUACCACCUUUUGGUGAAGCACCAGGUCAUCCGAGUCGUGUAUCCGGACGGCGUGGAGUCCGGCCCUCCGGUUGUCGAGGUGAGGAAUCGCGUAAGCGACGAGGUGUUCAACGUCACGGCGAGCGCGGAGGUCAUCGUCUCGGCGGGAACCUUCCACUCGCCCACUAUCCUGCAGAGAAGUGGAAUUGGCCCUGCGGCCUUUCUCAGCGAGGCCGAGAUUCCGCUGGUCCUUGACCUCCCGGGCGUGGGGUCUAAUCUUCACGAUCACUGGGGUCCCGCGUUUAACUGGAACUACUCCACGCCCGGUGACUGGUCGCCCAUGCCCAACGAUAUGAGGGACCCUGAAUUUGCCGCCGAGGCCGCCGCCCAGUUUGAUGAAAUCCCAGCCCGGGGCCCUUAUACGCUCGCCAUGUCCAACAGCGGAUUGUUCGUGUCGCUCGCCACCAUCACCGACGACUACCUCGACAUAGUCAACAAAAUUCGCGCCCUGAUCGAAGACGACGACGAUGACACCGCCGCAUCGUACCUCCCCGAGGAAUACAGAGACAACCCAGAGAUGGUUGCGGGAUACAAGGCCCAGCUCUCCGUGCUCGCCGACUUCUUCGCCAACCCCGACGCCCCGAGCCUCGAGACCGCCUUCGCCACGGGCACCUCGAUGCGCUCCAUCAUGCUGCACGGCAUGAGCCGCGGCACGGUACGGCUGAACCUCGCCAGCCCGCUCGACCAGCCCAUCCUCGACUACCGCGCCGGCUCCAACCCCAUCGACUUCGACCUGCACCUCGCCCACCUCCGGUUCCUGCUACGCAUGAUCGACACACCAACCAUGCAGGAGUUCGGGACCACGCUGCUCGCGCCCAACACCAGCAUCAUCGACGACGACGCGGCGCUGCUACAGUACUCCAAGGAGAACAUGGUGCUCUCGUUUAUGCAUCCGUGCUGCACGUCGGCGAUGAUGCCCAAGGCUAAAGGUGGGGUGGUCGGUCCGGACCUCAGGGUGCACGGGGCCGCGGGACUGCGGGUCGCUGAUAUUAGUGUGCUGCCGCUGCUUCCGAGCUCGCAUACCAGCCAGCAAGCGUAUGCUAUUGGUGAAAAGGCUGCCGAUAUCAUCAUCAAGGAUUGGAGUGAUCCGGCCACGAAGCCCAAGUGCAAGAGGUCGAACAUGCGAAAAGCUGCUGGCACCAAGGAGAUCCGUCUAGCGGAGAUGAAGACGCACUUGCUACACAUCCUCAUUAUGGCACAUGCAGUGGCCAGCGCCGUGGCUUACCAACUUCGCAGCGAUGACUUCCGCGUCCACAUCGACGAGAAUGGCGGCCAUCUCUUGGGCAUCUUCGAUGAGCGAGAGGCCUCAGACUCCAUGAACUGGAUAAGCGCCCCAUCCAACGCGCCGUGGCAACCCUCGGGAGUCGCUGGGGACUGGGAUACUUUGACGCCGGCGGGCGCUCGCUGCACAGGCACUACUGGAGCAGCCCGGAGUUUCGGUGCCUCGGCCAACGCUGCGAUGCGACAUGCUCUGGCGCGCAGGGCGCACGCGCACGUCUGGGCCAACGGAGGGGCUACGGCCUGGGUCAAGAUGGACCAGAUGGGCGGCCACGGGCGGGACCUAGGCAUGGUGCUGACAAAAGGCGCGCUGUCCGGCUACAGCAUCGAGGGGCGGGAUACCAUUUCCAGCUCCAACACGCGGGGCGUGUUCCUACUGCACCCUGUUGUGCCGACGCUGGCGCCGGGGGAAGAGGCGGUUGUCGAAUGGGCCAUGUUCUGGCACAAGGGCUGGGACGAGUUCCAGCGGCGGUGCAUCGCGCUCUCCGAGCAGUUUGUCGCCAUCCGCGCCGACUCGCUGACCCUUGCUGCCGGCGAGUCGACCGUCGUGCACCUCGAGGGCCAGAGAGUGAAUAACCAGACUACUGUGGACGGGAACCGCGUGAACUGCGAGGGAGACCAGUGCUCGUAUUGGUACGUGGCCACGGGCGUAGGCCAUCGGAGCCUAACCAUUACGACCCGGAGCGGAGAGCAUAUCGACGACUCGACCAUGUACCUGAAUCUCGUACCCAGAAUCAAAGACCUCGUCGCCAAUCGCGUGGCGUUCAUCACUCAGAAACAGCAAGUUUCCGCCGCGGGCAUCCUCGACGGCGCCUACGUCCUCUACGACAACGACAUGGACGGCCAGGUCCUCUACGACAGGGCGGCGGAUCGGAACGCCGGCCGCGAGCGAGUGGGCAUGGGCAUCUUCAUCGCCCGCUGGCUGCGGCGCAACAGAGACCCCGCGGUCGAGGCCUCGCUCAAGAGGUACUACACCUUUGUCUGCACGCGGCUGCAGGACGACGAGGGCAACGUCUUCAACGGGCCGGGCGACCGCGGGGACCGCCUGUACAACUGGCCGUGGGUCCUCCAGCUCCACUUGGCCGUCGCCGCCCUGCACCUCGACUUGCCGCCCGAGAUCGCGGGCCGGACCCCGCUGCAGCGCUUUUUGACUACGCUCGAUCGGUUCUACGCGAGUGGUGGCAAGGGGCUUUACGCCAUUGGUCUACCGGUCUUGGAGGGUUUGCGCGCGACGUACGCAUCCGGGGAUAAAGGACUACAUGAAAAAGCGCUGCGGUACUUCACCGAGCACGCGCAGGAGAUUGCCCACACCGGGAUCCGCUACCCGCCCUUCGAGGUCAAUUUUGAGCAGUCCAUUGUCGCGCCCGCCGCCAUCAUCCUCUUGGAAAUGUAUCGGUGGACGGGCGACAAGCAGUGGCUCGAGGCCGGCGAGCGUCAGAUGGAGACGCUCCUGCGCUUCGCCGGCAAGCAGCCCGAUUAUCGCCUCCAUGAUAUUGCCAUCCGCCACUGGGACGGUUACUGGUUUGGCAAGGACCGCCGUGACGAGGUAGCCCUCGGCCAGGCGCAAGGCAUCAUCCGCUCCAACCUGGCGCUCUUCCAACCCGACGGGCGCGGCCACUGCGCGUGGAUCUACCCUCUCUCCGUCAACGGACGAGCAGGGCACUACCGAGACCCGUGCACGAUAAUUGUCAACCCUCUCCUCGCGGCGGCCGGUCGUGCGGCGCAGCACGGUCCGGAUCUUCUCUAUCGCGCUCCCGUGCGCAAGCCUGCUGCUCCUCUCCCAUUCCUCAAAGAAUUGGUGAACCCCGCGUGA